This is a messenger RNA of Cooperia oncophora, 261 nucleotides long. The record is from the annotation of a GenBank genome assembly. Lineage: Eukaryota; Metazoa; Nematoda; Chromadorea; Rhabditida; Trichostrongylidae.
AUGUUCUUGACACGUAGUGAGUACGAUCGCGGUGUGAACACCUUCUCACCAGAAGGAAGGCUUUUCCAGGUGGAAUAUGCCAUUGAGGCUGUGAAGCUUGGCUCUACUAGCAUUGGAAUUCGCACUAAAGAGGGAGUCUUACUCGCUGCUGAGAAAAGAUCUACCUCUAAGCUGAUGGUAAAUGAUGCCAUAGAGAAAAUCAGCAAAGUUGAUGAACACGUCGGUGAGUACAGUGUAAUUGUUAUGGUAAAUGUAAUGUGA